AUUUUUACCGAAAAUUCCCCAAUUUGCGGCGCCCUUUGCCCCCAUGGCGUCCCCGGUUCCCAUGGCGACGGGGCGGCCCAUUCCACUCCUCCCCUGCCUGCAGACUUGGUACGUUCCAUGCAAAUGAACCCGCUGGCGCCACCAACCCCGCGUUCAAACCGACAAACCAAUAGGAAGCGAGAAGGCGGGGUUACGGUGAAGAUUGACAGCAACUAUAGCCUAUCGCAAGGCGAGGUGCCAUAAAACCGCCACAGGAAACCGCCAGCCUAUCAGAGGCAAGGAGGCGGGGUUAAGGUGAAGAUUGACAGCGCGCUGAGCCAAUCGCAAGGCGCAGCGCUCCGUCCCUCAGCGGCCGCCUCAGCCGCCGCUUUCCCGCCCUCCGGCAGCGGCCCCGGCCCGAGCCCCCCUCAGAGCCCCGGGACCCCCUCAGAGCCCCGGGACCCUCCCGGGCCGCCCCGGCCCCACCAUGGGCUUCCUGAAACUCAUCGAGAUCGAGAACUUCAAAUCGUACAAGGGCCGCCAGAUUAUCGGGCCCUUCCGCCGCUUCACCGCCAUCAUCGGCCCCAAUGGCUCCGGUAAAUCCAACCUGAUGGACGCCAUCAGUUUCGUGCUGGGGGAGAAGACGAGCAACCUGCGGGUGAAGACGCUGCGGGACCUGAUCCACGGCGCCCCCGUGGGGAAACCCGCGGCCAGCCGCGCCUUCGUCAGCAUGGUGUACUCGGAGGAGGGCGCCGAGGACCGCACCUUCGCCCGCGUCAUCGUCGGCAGCUCCUCCGAGUACAAGAUCAACAACCGCGUGGUGCAGCUGAGCGAGUACAGCGAGGAGCUGGAGAAGCUGGGGAUCCUCAUCAAGGCCAGGAACUUCCUCGUCUUCCAGGUGGGGAGGGGGUUUAGGAGCCUCUCAGGGGGUUUAGGAGCCUUUUUGGG
Messenger RNA from Zonotrichia leucophrys gambelii, 927 nucleotides. RefSeq names its product structural maintenance of chromosomes protein 1A-like. NCBI's taxonomy places the organism in Eukaryota, Metazoa, Chordata, Aves, Passeriformes, Passerellidae. The annotation marks the transcript as partial. The transcript is spliced from 3 exons. The record is from RefSeq and is a predicted model, not a curated record. Gene Ontology annotation, cellular component: meiotic cohesin complex; nucleus. Gene Ontology annotation, molecular function: ATP binding; DNA binding; ATP hydrolysis activity. Gene Ontology annotation, biological process: sister chromatid cohesion.